GACCGCGACAAUUUGCGCAGAAAAGGGGAGAUAUUUCUGUGUGAUCAAUGUUUUUGGAAUAACAAAUUGUCUUCUGUCACGAUGAUGGAAUCUUGCUUUAAUAGCAAAAUAGAGCGAACGGAGCCAGUAACUGUAGAUGAUUUGAAGAAAGACUUAUUCGCAGACUUUUCCGCCAUACCGUCUGUUUUGGCACAGGAUUCAUCUGUAUUGGAGAAGGAACAUUUACGGGUGUACCUCCGGAUAAGACCAUUUACAUCAGCUGAGAACGAUAACGGUGAAUCUCAGGAGUGUGUCACGAUUGCAUCCCCAGACGUUGUUUUGCUGAAGGCUCCGCGGACCUCUCUGUCAGCACGGCUCAGUGAUAAGUCCGUUCCUCAGACAGCUCAGAGAUUUCAGUUCUCGAAGGUUUAUGGCCCAGAGGCCACUCAGAGGGACAUUUUUGAUGGAACAGUAAAACAUCUCGUCAAAGAUGUUCUUGAGGGAGGAAAUUCUCUGGUGUUCACGUAUGGAGUUACCAAUGCUGGGAAGACCUUCACUUUUCUAGGCUCUGAGUCUGAGAGUGGGGUCCUGCCAAGAUCUUUGGACAUCAUCUUCAACAGCAUUGAUGACCGAAUUUAUAAGCAGAUGAACAUCAAGCCUCACCGUUGUCGAGAGUACAUAAGGUUAACUAAAGACCAGCAGGAUGAAGAGGUUACGAAUAAAAGAAACAUCAUGCGAUUGUCAAAAGAGACUGAUUCUCAGAGAAGCAUGACCAGCCAGUUGAGUUCCACUGCCAGGACAACUAUUCUAGAAGGCUCCACUCUGAGUGAGCUAGAUGGACUCACUGGUGCAGAUUGUUUCAAUCUGGAUGUGGACGAUCACACAAAAUACUCUAUCUGGGUUUCAUUUUGUGAAAUCUACAAUGAGAAUAUCCAUGACCUGCUUGAACCUAUAUCAAAUGGCCCGCUCAAGAGAAACGUGCUUCGACUGUCUCAAGACGUAAAAGGCAAUUCCUUUGUGAAAGAUCUAAAGUGGGUUCAAGUGAAUGAUGUUCAUGAAGCAUACAAAGUUGUUAAAGUUGGAAAGAGAAACCAAAGCUUCUCCUGUACCAAGCUCAAUAACUUGUCAAGCAGAAGCCAUAGCAUCUUCUCGAUUCGGGUCCUACGGAUUGAAGACGUGGGAAUCCCCCGUGUCCAUACAGUCAGUGAGUUAUCUCUAUGUGAUCUCGCUGGGUCGGAGAGAUGUGCAAAGACCCAGAACUGUGGGGACCGCUUAAAAGAAGCUGGAAACAUCAAUACUUCACUGCUCAUUCUUGGGAAAUGCAUUAAUGCAUUGAGACACAACCAGCAAUCCAAGCUGCAGCAGCACGUGCCCUUCCGAGAGAGCAAGCUGACCCACUAUCUGCAGGGCUUCUUCUGUGGUCGCGGAAAAGCCUGUAUGAUCGUCAACAUCAACCAGUGUGCCUCAAUGUACGACGAGACCCUGAACGUGCUCAAGUUCUCAGCUGUGGCUCAGAAGGUGGUGGUGCUCAACGCAAAGCCCCUUCCCGUCGUCUCCAAGAAGUCCUGUCGGGAUGUGUCCUUCAUCAUCAACAACGCCGAUCGCAAGAACCUCUGGGUGAAACGCAAGAGCUCUCUGGUGGGCUGGGAGACCAGCCUGGAGGAUGUGCAGGAACAUGACGAUAAUUACGAGGAGGAGGAGGAUGAGGAAGGAGAUGAGAGCAGUUGUGUUGAGAGCGUCAUGAACGAGACCAUUCAGGAAGCAGAUGGGGAUGAGGAGGACAUUGAAAUCGAUAAGGAUUCUCAUGAGAACCAGCUUUUACUGAUCGAGGCGUUGAAGCAGAAACUCCGUAAGGAAGAAGAUGAGAAAUUGACCAUGGAGUCUCGUAUUCGUGAGGAGGUCACCAAGGAGUUCAUGCAAUUGUUCUCACAGAUGGAAGAUGAUUACAGUGAACGUCUCGCCAAAGAGAGAGAAAUCAUUGAGGAGAGAGCAGAGAGACGUUUGGAAAUACUGAAGAAUUUAGUGAGCAAAAAUUCUGCUAAUGAAGAGCCCAUGAGUGACUCUAAAGAACAGCCUAAGGAUAAAGUGGACCUCUUUGACGGAAUGAUUGAUUUAAUGCAAGAUGACCUGGAGAAGAUCAAGAAGGAUGCAGAGGCUGCUCAGACGUGUCUGGUCAGCCUGCCUGGUCCUCGUGAUUCCGUUGCCAACCUGGAGAAGCAGGUCUCAGACGUGUCUGAGGAGCUCCUUAAAGCCCAACAGCUCCUCACUCUCAAAUCCACAGAAGUGGAUGCCAUGUCCAAUCAAACGCAGAAAUUAAAUGAACAACUUGAUGAAGCAAAAAAAAAUUUUGAGUCCCAAACACAGAAAUUCCAGGAACUUAUGGAAAUCUGUCAAGAAAAGGAUGACAUGAUCUUUAAGUUGCAAACUGCUAUGGACCAGCAUGUUGAAACUGCUGCAAAUGAUAGGGCCCUUAUUGAUGCAAUCAGGGAAGAAAUCCUCAACCUGCGGAAAAACUGCAAGUGUUCACUCAGCGACAGCUCUCAGAGAGAGAGCAGGAAACGCUCCAUAGACCUCCCGGACGAUUGCAGCAAGCAGCCUCCCUCCAAGAAAGCAACUCUUGAAGAGAACUCCUCUACCCUGGAUGAUGAGAACAAAUCCCCGGAAGAAAGUACUGAAGAGGAAUCGGACAUUGUGCAGCAACCGCUUGUAUCUACCCAGGGAGAUAUUCAGAAUGACAUUAAGCUGAAGGAUGAACGACUGGAAGAACUGAAGCAGGAAUCCAUUUCCUUGGAGAGAAAAGUCAGUGAGUUAGUUGAGGAUCUGAAGCAACAGACGUGUGCUUGUGAAGCUGCCAUGUUGUCCCUGGAGACGGAAAGAAAGGAAAAAACGGAGCUUGUUCAGGAAAGGGAGAUUCUGACUGCUCGGAUGGGUGUCCUCCAGCAAGACUGUGAGAAGAUGGCCAGUAAGCUCAGCGAGAUGGAGUGUGAAGUCCACGAGCAGACGGGGAAGACCAAGAUGCUCUCUGAAGAGUUAAAAUCUGCAAAAACUCUCCUGAUGGAACACAACGGUGACACCAGGGAGAUGAGCAAGCAGAUUGAAUCCUUGACGCAGGAUGCUGCGCAACUUGGGCAGGAGCUGGAAAAAUGCAAAGCCGUGUUGGCGAGAAGGGACGGCAGCGGCAGCCAUUUUCACCAGACGAUGGACGCCCUGCACAAAGUGUGCGAGGACGUGGUGAACGAGUCCUCUCAGAAAAACCAGCAGAUUCAAGACCUGGACCAAGAAGUCAGCCGCUGCAGACAGCAGGCUGCACAGCACCAGCAGCUCUGCGAGGAGCUGAAGCAGGAACUGGACUGUCUAAGGGAGGAAAGGCGCUCUGACCUGGAGCGAGUCCAAACCGAAAGGCAGCUUACCGAGGAACUGAGAGGCCGUUACUCUGAACUCGAGGCUGAGGCCAUGAGCCUCAGAGAGCAGAUGGCCUCCAUCCGGGCUCAGACGCAGGCUGCCGAAGCCUCCUCUGCUGCGGCCGCUGAACUGGAGCAACGGCUGGCGGAGAAGGACUGUGCAGUGGAGGAACAGCUGGCGGAGAAGGACCUUGCAGUGGAGGGACAGCUGGCGGAGAAAGACCGUGCGGUGGAGGGACAGCUGGCGGAGAAGGACCGUGCGGUGGAGGAACAGCUGGCGGAGAAGGACCGUGCGGUGGAGGAUCAGCUGGCGGAGAAGGACUGUGCGGUGGAGGAACAGCUGGCAGAGAAAGACCGUGCGGUGGAGGAACAGCUGGCAGAGAAAGACCGUGCGGUGGAGGAACGGCUGGCGGAGAAGGACCGUGCGGUGGAGGAACAGCUGGCAGAGAAAGACCGUGCGGUGGAGGAACGGCUGGCGGAGAAGGACCGUGCGGUGGAGGAACGGCUGGCGGAGAAGGACCGUGCGGUGGAGGAACGGCUGGCGGAGAAGGACCGUACAGUGGAGGAACACCUGGCGGAGAAGGACCGUGCGGUGGAGGAACGGCUGGCAGAGAUGGACCGUGCGGUGGAGGAACGGCUGGCGGAGAUGGACCGUGCGGUGGGGGAACGGCUGGCGGAGAAGGACCGUGCAGUGGAGGAACAGCUGGCGGAGAUGGACCAUGCGGUGGAGGACCGGCUGGCGGUGAAGGAACGGCUGGCGGAGAUGGACCGUGCGGUGGAGGAACGGCUGGCGGAGAAGGACCGCGCGGUGGAGGAACAGCUGGCGGAGAAAGACCGUGCGGUGGAGGAACGGCUGGCGGAGAUGGACCGUGCGGUGGAGGAACGGCUGGCCGAGAUGGACCGUGCAGUGGAGGAACAGCUGGCGGAGAAGGACCGUGCGGUGGAGGCCCUGCAGAGGAGCCUAGAGGAAAGUCGCAGCAAGCUCCAAGACGUGGAGUCUGCGUCUUUACAGGAGGCCAGGAAGAAGGAGGCAGAGCGACGGCGGGAGCUCCUCAAAACCGCCGAAGAGGCCAUCGCCCUGAAGGGCGCAGAGCUGGAGAAGAAGACUCAACAACUCUUGAGCUUAAAGGAGGAAGUGGCCAGCAGCUCAGAUAAAAUCAGGGCUUUGAAUCUUGAUUUGGAGCGAAAAGAAGAAGAUUCUUCCGACAUGAAGGAGAAGCUGGCCGAUUCAAAAAGACAAAUACAACAAGUGCAAAAGGAGAUUUCCUCCAUGCGUGAAGAGGCAAAAUCGCUAAGACAAAAACUCAGUGACGCUGAAAGGCUGAAAAGUCAAGCUCUGAGUGACCUGCACAGCAAGGACCAGUAUAUCCAACAGUUAAAGAGUGAGCAGGCUUGCAAAACCAAGGCUGAUGGAAACCUCCAGCAUUACCAGAAGGCUUGCGCUGAUCUGCAAGCCAAAGAGCAGGUUAUUGAAGGAAUGCGCCUUGCACUGAUGGAGCAAGAAGAAACCCAGGCAGAACAGGAUCAAGUUCUUGAGGACAAAUUGGAUGAGAUUGAAUCUCUGAACAAAGAAAUUUCAACCUUGAAAGAAAGGUUCCUCAUUCAGAAUGAUGUGGAAGGUGGCAGAAUUGCUCCAGUUCUGGAAGGAUGUAAUUCCAGUGAAUGUAAACGUGCAAAAGAAGCAAUUGAAAAAACAGAAGAGAACCUGAAGCUCUCUAAUGAGAAACGUCAAAGUGACAAGAAGAAGUGGCUGGAAGAGAAAUUGCUCCUCAUACAUCAGGUGAAGGAGGCAGAGGAGAAGAGGAACCAGGAUAUCAAGAAGUUUGCUGAUUACCACAAACGACAUACCAAACUGCAGGCAGAAGUGGAGUCCCUAUCAAAGCAGCUCUCUGAGAAAGGCGAUGACCUUGUGAAGUGGAGAAAAGAGAGAGACACUCUGGUUGCAGCUCUAGAAAUCAAAAUGCGGAACCUUGCAGCGAGCAAUCUCGAGAAAGACCAAAAGCUGAAGGAACUCCAGAACCAGUCUAAUUCUCUGCCACAAGAGAACAUCAAAAAAAAUGUUCCUGACAUGCAGCGCAUCUUGUCAAAGAAGGAAUCUGAAAUUCCGGAGUUGAGGAAACAACUGACAGCCUUAUCAAAAAAUGUCAAUACAUGUCCUGAAAAUAAUAGAUUAUCAACUCUGACCGAAGUGUGUGAAAAUGGAUCUGCAAUAGACAAGGUUCCAUUUAAGAAACCACAAGAUAUCAGUAUGAUAUCAUCGGCGAAAGGUGAUUGCAGCUUGCCGAGCUCUGAAGAAAACGAGGUGUCAGUGCUGGACUCCUCUGACCUCUCCACGCAGAACGGCAGACCCAGUCGCUUCCCCAAGCCUGAGCUGGAGAUUCAGUUCACUCCGCUGCAGCCCAACAAGAUGUGCGUGAAGCAGCAGGGCGACGACUCCGCCGUGACCGUCAAAAUCACCCGGAGCGGGCGGAAGAGGAAGAGCGCUGAAAUGGACAAGGAUCCAGUGGACAGUGAAAACCGGAAGAACACCAGAUUCCGAGCACCAUCCAGGGUUCCUGCAGGGUGUGAGGAGUCCCCAGGCAUGCUGGGUAAACGCACAGACCGGCUGAGGCAGGACCAUUCCCGGUCCAGCCUGAAGAGCAAAAAAGACGGAACUCUGCAGAAAAUUGGGGACUUCAUCCAGAGCUCGCCCAACCUACUCGGAAGUAAAGCUAAAAAGAUAAUUGGACUUGUCAGCGCUAAAUCCCCUGAACCAAGUCUGAAUUCCAAGCCAAAGAAGUCAAAAAGAAGGCUCUACAAAACUGAAAUAUCCUCUCCAUUUGACAUACCCUCUCAUCCGAUCAUUUGUGUGGACCAAGAUGAGAAGAAGGAAAGUGAUCAUCUCAUUAUAAAGAGAAAGCUCAGGACAAGAACAGCAAAGAUCUAAGGGAGACUAUUCAAAUGCCAAUCAGUACUGUAACUCUCCAAAAAAUUUUAAGAAAUCAAGAAAUAUAGACAUUUUCUGAUUUAAGAGCUGUUUUUCUUUCUCUCUUAAUUUUUUACUUUUUUAUGCUUUUGUAUAUACUGUAUUUUAUUUACAUUGACUCUCAUUACCUCUUGUUUAUUUUUCUUUGGUUUAGCCUGUUAGUCAAGUCCUUCCGUGCUCCAGUAUUUAGUUGAUAAUGGAAAUGUGGUAGCAUUUCUGGAAAAAAAAAUAAAAAAAUAACUGACAAUGAAUCGGGGACUUUAGGUCAGUGGUUCCCAACCCUGGUCCUAGGAACCCCUUUGUAUGCUGCUUUUUUUUCUUGCAAUCCCUGAAUUGAAACAAGCUGUUAAUGUGCUGUUCAUGUUUAGAAGAAUUGUUAACCUCUUAAGCCAUAUUAUGUAAAAAUGGCUAUGUAUGGCAUGAAGAAUAUCAUCUUAUAUUUAUAUUUUGCUUAUUGUAUAUCAACACAUUUCAGUUUCUUCAGAAUGCAGGUUUGGCUCAUUAUGAUUUCCUUUUUCUACAAAAUUGUUAGUUUUCGUGGCCAUGGGUCCACACUUUCUCCAAUUAGGAGCCCAUCGAUUCACCUACAUCUUUAAUUUGAUCAGUUAAAUUAUCUUGUUACCUCUUCUAUGCAGUUGUUUGCAAUAUAUCAUAAUAAGCACAACAUGAAAAUCAGACUGUUAUUCUUUGUGGAAUGCUUUGUUAUUUCUGACAUAAUGUGGCUUAAAAUUGUGCAAGAACCCUCAAGAUAAGAAAAGCACUGAAUUAAAAACAUCGACAGCUUGUGAAAAUUCUGCGAUUGCAGAACUGUGGUUGGAACGAAAAACAAGCAUACACAGGGGGUCCCCAGGACCAGGGCUGUGAACCACUUCCUCAAGUAACUUACUAAAGCAAUAAAAUGAAGGACAUUCA
This is a messenger RNA of Conger conger (European conger), 7257 nucleotides long. RefSeq names its product kinesin family member 20Bb (gene kif20bb). Gene Ontology annotation, biological process: mitotic spindle assembly; microtubule-based movement. The coding region runs from base 82 to 6306 and encodes 2074 amino acids. Gene Ontology annotation, molecular function: ATP binding; microtubule binding; plus-end-directed microtubule motor activity. NCBI's taxonomy places the organism in Eukaryota, Metazoa, Chordata, Actinopteri, Anguilliformes, Congridae. Gene Ontology annotation, cellular component: spindle microtubule; nucleus. The transcript is spliced from 34 exons. The record is from RefSeq and is a predicted model, not a curated record.